This is a messenger RNA of Pogona vitticeps (central bearded dragon), 6713 nucleotides long. The record is from RefSeq and is a predicted model, not a curated record. Lineage: Eukaryota; Metazoa; Chordata; Lepidosauria; Squamata; Agamidae.
UGCAAGUAGUAGCGGGAGAGCAAAAGUACACAAUGCAGCUGGAAGCAAAGGUGCUAAAAUAUGGGAGCCCCAUUAUAUUUUCAGGAAACAUCACAAAGCAGCCUGGCAAGAAGAUGACAUUUUCACUCUCCUUGAAUAACCUACUAAAAGAGGCAGCUUUCAUAGCAGUGUGUUUGGAGAAAACGGCCGAUGAUAAACUAAAGCAGUAUUCCCUGGAAGGAGAAACUCAUAUUCCAGGGGUUUUUGGCUCGCACACCAUUGCCCUUCUACUACACCAAGGACAUUUCUGGUCCAAUGCCCUGAGGAUUAAAUAUGGAUUAUUUGGAGAAGCAAAACAUCUUCGGCAUGAAUGUAAUGUGGGCCAGAAGCUGAAAGUGGAUCACGGUCCCCAAGAUACCUACAGGCUGGAUCUUGACCAUGAGCUCCAUUGUACUCAGAUCCUAGCCUACAACCACAAGAUUCAUUUGCAUCAUGAAGAAACUGUAUCGCAGCUGCACUCUCAAUUGGAGGUCAACUAUGGAAAACACUGGGAUGAAAUCAACAAUAAGAAGAGGGUGAUUGUCAGUCAGACAUUUAAAAAUAAUUCCUAUCCAGCUCUGACCAGCUAUUUUAUGGAGUUCACAAUUGAAGUACCGGAAAAGCAAGUGAAUUAUCGGACUCAGUUGCAACACUCCCAUACUACCCAGAGCUACACAGAAAGUAGCACCCACUUGAAGGUGCACUUUAACAAUCACAUGCCAUUUAUGGCGGGGCUGCAGUGGAAAGACAGAUCACGACAUUCCUUGAAGAAGUGGGAAGGUACCUUCAACAUGGACACACCCUGGCUUUACCUGUAUACAGCUCACAAGCUACAGCAACCUCAGCGUUCAGUAUAUUCAGCCACUGCUGAGUUAACGGCUAGGAAAGCCUUUGUUGUCAAAGGGCUGGUGAUAGAACUCUUCUGUAAGGACAAAGUUGAUGAAAAAGAAGGGAAAGUUUGGAUCUACACGCCAGCAACCACCUACCUGCGGGCAUUCACAGUUAAUCACUUCAGAAAGGGGUUUCUGCACAGCCAGAGUGAAAUGGUGUCUCUAUGGAACCAGCUCCUAAAGAACGAGAUUUUCCUGGAAAAUAAUGAACAGAACAAAGUUCUUCAUUUCAAGGUCAAGUCUGCAAAGCAAGAAUUUAAUAUGACAGCUGCUUAUCUCCACCUGGAGGUGCCCAGAAAGACGAAUGUUUCCAUGUGCAUUUGGUGGAAGGACCACAAGAACCUGCCACUUGUGCUGCAGUUUGAAGCCCAGAUAGAAGAAGUAAGAAAGGAAAAAAUGCUAUAUCAAAAACGUGCAACAGUCCACUUCAGGCAUCCAUUUAAACUGCCCAUUCCUCAGAGCUUUCUUCUCCAGGAAACCUUUACUGUGGACAAGAAGGAAAAGCAUUAUUUAUUGGAAACCAGAGUUUUGAUACAUGGACGAGAUGAGUGUGUUCAAACUCUCACACUUGGCUAUCAAGCUGAAAAUCUAUAUAUUUGUGCUGGCUUGGCUCAUCCCUACAGCAGCAAGAUUUUCCCUUCAAAUAUAGACGUAUGUGCCAGAAUGAGAAAUCUCAGUCAUGUGAAAAACGACUUUGAAGUGAACCUCAAAGUCAACAGGAAAGAUGUCCUCCACUUUCUGGGCCAGUACCAUAACAAAUCUAACAUGUCCAAUUCCCAAUAUACUGUCCACAUGGAAAUGGCCCAUUCAUUCCAGUUCAAGAUUCCACAGUCAGUCUCUAUGAGUGGAGAACUCCUUUCAAGGGAAUCCAAACUAGCCAAUUGUGUCUGGGUUUUGAUGAUCAAAGCUACAAUCAACCAGCAAAACAUUUCCCAGUUCAGUGCCUGGCUGAAUGGAUCCAAUACUGGUUUUGGAAUUUAUUCUCAACUUUCCCACUGGAAUCAGUUGAACUUUCCUGCAGACUUUCAGGUCCAUGCUACCGCGAACCGGUAUGGAAGGAAUGGUUUCAAUGGCUCCUUUUACCUCCAUUCCAGUGGAAAGGAUGUUACCCUGCUGGAGGUAGACUUCAACAACGAGAUGAAAAAGAACACCAGAGCCCUGAGAGUGAGCUCUGUCCUAAGACAAACAAUUCUGACACAGUUCAACCCUCUGUGGCUGCAGCUCCUGGGCAAGAUGUCAUCCACAAGGCUUGUGUUAUCUUCAGGGAUGAAGAUAGGCCAGGAUGGUUUUCACCUGAGUGUUAUGGGAUCCAGAGAGCAGAAAGCAGGUCUUGCCCUGCGUGCCAGUGUCCAACACAAUCUUGACAGCCUCAGACAUAUCCUACCUGAGGACCUUGCUUUGGAAAGUUCUCUCAAAAGGAAGAAAAACCUUCAGGAAGCCAUUGUCAGCAUGUUGGUUAACCGGUCACUGUUUGGAAUGCACAUCCAGAACAGAAAUAUGUUUGGCAAUGAAAGCCUUCGAAACAUCACUGUCAUUGUGACUCAGAAUGGCAGCCAUACAUUCCCAGCAGAGACAAAGUUAAGAGGACAACUGGAGCUUAAAAAAGGAAGCCAGAGGUGUGCAGUCAGCGUGCAUAUGGGCGGAAGGAUGCUUUGUCUUGAUAUUACAAGCAUUACCACUGAGGGCCAGAUGGAAAUCAGUGGUACUCUCACAGACAACAUCAGCAGUUUAUAUACUGCAGGACUCUCCACAGAAAGUAGCAUCAUAGCCAAGUAUUGCCGCGUUGAUGCCAAUGAUACAGUAACUGUACAAUUCCAGGGAGGCAACAAACGAUUUACUGCUACCUUUGGACUUCAGAAACCAGACCAGGAAAUCUUUCAAGCUCAGUUCACUGCAAGGAUCAGCCACAACAUUAAGAAACUGAAGCAAUAUGGAAUACCUUUCACUAUAGAAUCUGCUUGUUAUUACAAAAAUUUCAGCAGAAAAUUUGUGGUGGGAGUGACAACAUAUGCUGACAAAGAAGGGUUCCAGAUUGAACUGAAGAAUCAAGGCACCAACAUCACCACCUGGUUUUCCCUUCUCUUCCAUCACAAUGUGGGACAGCUGCUUCAUAUUAUCCCACCAGAAAUCCAGGCCCCAGCAAGAUUUUUGCUCAAUGGAUCAAUGCUUUCAAGCCGCUGUGCAGCUGAUAUAAUGGGAGAAAUAAUUUCUAGCAACUCAUUUAUUCAGUUCAAGAUUCACACCGCAUGCAGUCCAGAGCAAAUUGUGGAGCUUGGUCUGCAACACAACUGGCCUUACUUUAAGUCCCUGGGCUUUCCCCAGGAGAACCAGCUAAAAGUAGCCACUGUGAAGGAGUACAAGGGCCUUUUUGAGUUCAUCCUUGGAGAAUGCGUGUUCACUGGCAGUGGAGAGCUGAGUACAGAGGGUGAAGUAACAGCAGCAGAAUGGAAAGCAGCUCUUCUGAAUAAAUGUGCCCACUCGGAGAACAUGGAAUUACCUCCAUAUCUAAUCUCUGGAGGAUCAUUCUUCAAAAACAUCUACAAUAUCAGUUUGACAGCAUACAUUCAAGGGCUGCCUCCUGCGAAUGCAGUCCUUCUGUCCAUGGGAAAUGGUUCUCCCUUUGAGGGAUUCCUGAGGCUGCAUUUCGGUAGCUGCAAGCUUGAGGCCCAAGGAGAAAUCCAGCCCCAAAACAGGACUGAAUGGGCUCUAGAAGUGGAAACAGGUUGCAAAACUCUACAGAAUCUUGGGAUUCCAAUAAAAAUGAGUGGAGCAGGACAUAUAUUAAUCAGUAAAAUGACUUUGGAUUCCCAAGUUGUAUUUACUGCAGGAGAAAAUACUUUACAUGGACUCCUCAUAUUAAAAGGCGUGGAUAACAGAGAAGAGUUGCAUGCUUUGUUGACCCAGAAUGUGAAAGGAAGCAUCCGCCUUGGCAUCCCUGAAAGGACAGAGGUAGAUAUAGUUUCAGAAAAGAGAGGUCCCAUUCAGAAAAGGCUGCUUCAGUUCACUAUGGAUGGAAAGCAGGUCAAAGAAGAACUCAGCUUCACAGCGAAGGCCAACCAGGUCUCUCUUGACUAUAAGCUCACACACAAUUUGGAGGCCUUGCAGGCACUGUGGAUACAGGACACAAUAGAGCUUCAGCUGACACUCCUGGAGAGUCUCUCUGAAAACGAAACAGAAGCAUCCCUGAGACUGACUGGUGACCCAAACUUAAGCCUCUGGCUCACUUUCAUUGCCAAAAACAAAUGGCAAGGUGCUGAACUGCAUGUGAAAUCUCUUCAGAAUCUGCCUUUUCUCCUUCAGUAUUUUCCAAACAUGGCUGAAGUUUUCUCAAAGAUAAAUUAUGCUACAAAAGAAGCAGAAGGAAAACUUUCCAUUCAAAUGGAGGAUAAGGAUUUCUUUGUUGUGACAAAAUUAGCAUCCACUAGAAUCAACCACACACUAUUUAUUCAACUAGUGCACACCAUUCCUCAGUUCACAGCCCUUCCAAGAGAAAUGGUUCUCACAACAGCUUAUCAAAAAAGCAAGCGGAGCCAAAUGUUGAGUUGUGUGGCCUUAUGGGACGGCCAAGAGGUGAACGUGACAGGCAGCUACACUGGCCCCUUCCCCAAGCUGUCCGGAGGAGGUCAUGACUUGAAAGUGGAGAUCUGCCAUCCUUUCUCAGUCCCUUUUCCUCAGCGUUCCACCCUCCGCCUGUCCAUGGAGCAUUCAGCACAUAGUCACAGGGAUGCUGUUCUCAUUGGCUGGGAUACCAAGGAGCAGGUAUUAGUCUCCUCUUCUCUCAAGCGUGGGAAGGAACACACCCAUUUCUAUGCUGUCCUUGCACACCCUUUUAACUUCACUAUGAACCGUAUUGAGGUCCAUUCCCUUACCGAGAGCCAAAGAGGCUCCUACAAUCAGCAGAUGCAGUUUGAUUGGAAUGAUGGACAGCCAUCCCAUUUGAAAUUCACCUUUGGAGACAAGUCUAAGGCCAGUGUCGCGCUUUGGGAUGCCUGUAUGAUAGUUUCUUCUCACCAGCUCCAAAACAUCCUGGCCAUUGCAAGGUUUGAGGCCUGUGGGUCACUUGAGCAGACAGCCUCCUUGUUUAAUCAGCACAUAGAUCUGCAGUGGGACAGCAAAAAAUUCACACAAAAUCUGACGUAUGAGAAAAACAAGCUGUUGCAUCAGGAUAAAAUGCAAGUAGAAGCCAUUUUGGAAAAUGUCUUUUUGACGUCAUGUUCCAGUCAGUAUCUUCUGGGAAAAGUUGAAACAGACUACUCAUCUUGGCUUAAUCAUGACAUGAGCCUCAGCACCUGCACCUUUCAAAACGCAAGCGACAUGAUAGUUACCCUCUCUGGGACGCAUCAGCUCAACAAAGGAAAAAUGCUCUUGCAGUCAGAAGGCAAAGUCAGCCUCGCUGGCAAUGAGGGGUCGGUGAUGGUGGCUAUAAGGAAUCAGAGCCAAGAGGAAGGGGAGAGCUAUUCAACAGAAAUUUCUUUAAAAGCAUCUGGAACUGUUUGGCUGGGUGUAAUGGGAAAUGUGACUUCCUCAGAGGAUCAAAGCCAAAUCCUGGUCGAGGGAAAUCUUGACCCCAAAGAGAAAAUAAAAAUAAUUGCUUCCAAAGGAAAAAGAUGUGUUCAGUGUAACAUGGGGUACCUGAAAGGGAAUUCUGAAGACAGACUGGAGCUCGCCGCUUGUGCUGAUGGCCAGCACCGUGCUGCUCUCAGUGCCCAUCUUGUGAAUGGACAAAGACGUGAAGAAUUAGGAUACCUGGCUCUAGAAGCUUCCAACUACACCUUGAGUUUGAAAGCCCACAGUUGUCAAGAUCCAGUUGAUAAAACUGAGUUAAAACUGAGUGAGAUUGUGGCAGAUCUACAGUACAGACUGGUGGCAAAGAUCAGAAAUUUGGAGGAACGCCUUCAGGAUUUUCAAAAGCUGGUGCAGCACAUAGAAUUUCUCCACGAUGCUGUCAGUUGGCCUUUAAGAGUUUUCCAGGAAGCUGCAGGGAUCUUCCAAAACAGAAUGAGAGGAAUCAUUCAGAUGUGGAAACAGAGUGGAAUCAAGAAAGCUUUACAAUUUGACCUCCCACUUUUUCUAGGGAAACUUCAAGAUUUGGUCCAGCAAAUGCAGAUGGAGUUGCAAAAGCCAAUAACAACCAUGAAGGAGGCUUAUUAUGAUGUUACUUUGAAAUCUUUGGAUGAAGUGUGGCAGCAAAAGACGGAAGCGUCCCUGAAGAAACUCCAGGCUUUGGUGCCAACAGUUGUAAAGGAUGUGUGGCUGAUGAAACCAAUCCAGAUGUCACUAAAUGCCCUGAAAGUUGGCUUAGAUGUGGCAACACAGCAGAUGCUAAGUUGGACAGAAGCCAAGUUCUCCAGAGCGCUAAGUAACCUACAGAAACAUUUAUCAAACCUCUACAGUUUCUCAGCUAGAAACUGCUCCUUGAUUGUGACCUUACCGGUGAUGCCUGAAGGAAAGCCCACUCUGUAUGUGACAAGCCUUACAAACUACUUAAUUGAAGAGAAACUUAUGAAGCCCUUCCGUAGGCUGUACAACAUCAACCUGAUGGCAGAAUAUUACAGAGCCAAGCAGGCCCUCAUGGAGACCCCAUUUGAGUACCAUGCCUUGUUGAUGGGGUAUAAGCACCUGAGGACAUUUGAUGGGGAGAUGUACAGCUUGACCUCCAAAUGCAGUGUGCUCCUGGCCAAGGAUUUUAUUCAUGAUACAUUCGCCUUAAUAUUAAACCUGAACAGUAGUGGUGUCAAGUCACUACAUGCUUAUCUGAGUGAUACUACUGUUGUUAUCCACCCAGAACAGAAGGCACUUCGAUAG